AUGGAUGUGUCUACAUACUAUACGGCUCUACUUACUUUGUGGGAAGAACAUAAGAACUAUGUAGAGCUUCCUGUUUGCACAUGUGGUCGUUGCGAAUGUGAUGCAGCUGCAAAAUGGGAAAGGUUGCAACAACGAAGUCGUGUGACCAAGUUCUUGAUGGGUUUGAAUGAAAGUUAUGAUCAAGCUAGACGUCAUAUACUAAUGCUCAAGCCGAUACCAACUAUCGAAGAGGCUUUUAACAUGGUCACACAGGAUGAACGACAGGUUGUAGUUAAACCGACGACUAGUAUUGAUAGUGUUGCUUUUCAAAGUGUUGCUUCUAUGAAUGAGGCUGAGAGUGCCUACGUUGCUGUUUACAAUACAGGGAGGACUAUACAGAAACCUAUUUGUUCUCAUUGUGGUAAAGUUGGACACACUAUUCAAAAGUGUUACAAACUCCAUGGAUUCCCACCAGGAUAUAAGACUAAUGCUGCGGAAUACAAUUACAGACCUCCAAAUCAGUUUCAGCCUAGGAUGCCAACGAUGCAGUCUCAACCACGGUUGUCUCAACAAACUUCUAAUCAAAUGGUGCCAUAUGCGAAUUCUAUGCAAAAAGCAAAUGCAGUGGCUCAAGUGUAUUAUGAGACUGGAAUGUUUCCAACUGAAGAUGUGUCGUAUGGUUCUGUUUCUAAUCAAUAUCCGCAGUUCAUGGUUCCUAAUGGUGUUCCUUCGAGUUUACAAGGGUUUACUCCACAACAAAUUGAUCAGAUGGUUUCCCAAUACAAGGGUCAAUUUCAGGUUCAAGAGCCUAUAGCUUCGUCUUCUGGUUCUAGUAUUCCUAGUGCUAUGGCUACGAUUUCUGAACAUGGUUUGAUGGCAGAAACUUCUACCUCUGAUAGUGGAUCUUCUAGUCAUGUUUGCUCUAAUCUAGAUUUGUUUACAGACUUACGACCUGUUACAGAUAUUACUGUGACAUUGCCGAAUGGUACCAGGGAACUUUCUCAGGGCUUGAUGAUUGGGAGGGGUAGAGUCUUUCAAGACCUUUACAUUCUGGCUACUGAGAAUACUUCCCUCUCGCCAUCUUUUCCUGCAGCAUGUUCUUUCUCUGCUUCUGUGGUUACUGAUGAUUCUCUCUGGCAUCAACGUCUUGGACAUCCAUCGCAUCUAGUUCUUCAGAAACUUGUAAGUUUGAUUCCUUCUUUGAAGAAUUCUUCUCUAUCUUCGCAUUGUAGUAUUUGUCCUCUAGCUAAACAGAAAAGGUUAGCGUAUGUUUCGCAUGGUAAUCUAGCUGAUAAACCUUUUGAUUUGGUCCAUCUUGAUAUAUGGGGUCCUUUUAGUAUUGAGUCUGUAGAAGUAUUUCUCAUAAAUCGCAUGCCUCGUCCUGUCUUAGCUAACAAAUCGCCUUAUGAACUGUUGCUUACAAAAUUGCCAGAUUAUAGUUUGCUUAAAAGAUUUGGUUGCUUGUGUUAUGUUUCGACUAAUCCUCAUGAACGUAAUAAGUUUUCUCCUCGAGCUAGACCAUGUGUUUUUCUACGGUAUCCAGUUGGUUAUAAGGAAUAUAAAGUCAUGGAUUUAGAGUCUAAUGCUAUUUCUAUAUCUAGGAAUGUUGUGUUUCAAGAAGAUGUUUUUCCUUUUAAGACUAGUUCUUUAUUGUCAUCUGCAGUAGUUAUGUUCCCUAAUUCCGUUUUACCUCUUCCUGUUCCAUUGCAUUUUGUUGAAAGCAUGCCUCUCAUUGAUGAAGAUUCAUUAGUUCCUACUCUACCAUAUGCACCAUCAUUAGCGCAUGAUCAUGGUACCAUUCCGGCUGACACUGCAUCUACAUCUGUUACAGAUCAUACUUCUGUAUCUAGCGUUAAGCCAAAGAGACAAUCUAGAGCUCCUAGUUAUCUGUCUGAGUAUCAUUGCUCUCUUGUUCCUUCCAUUUCUUCUUUACCACAAUCACCACCAUCAUCAACACUGCCAUCACCAUUACCACCACCACCACCACCACCACCUUCUCUUCUCAUUAAAUCUCUUCCUCCAUCACUUAAAAAGACUACGCCAUAUCCCCUUUCUUCUGUAUGGACUCUUGACCGCUAUACACCUCUGUUCCAAUCCCAUAUCUUUUCUUAUUGUGCUGAAACAGAACCGAAAACAUUCCAUCAGGCCAUGAAUUCGGAGAAGUGGACUAAUGCAGCAAAUGAUGAGCUCUUUGCUCUUGAACUUAAUAAGACCUUUGUUGUUGAGUCUCUACCUGCAGGGAAACAUGCGAUUCGAUGCAAAUAG
Molecule: messenger RNA, 2244 nt
Organism: Camelina sativa (false flax)
Lineage: Eukaryota; Viridiplantae; Streptophyta; Magnoliopsida; Brassicales; Brassicaceae
Source: RefSeq, a predicted model, not a curated record